This is a messenger RNA of Astyanax mexicanus (Mexican tetra), 8789 nucleotides long. RefSeq names its product collagen alpha-1(I) chain. The coding region runs from base 474 to 5996 and encodes 1840 amino acids. Lineage: Eukaryota; Metazoa; Chordata; Actinopteri; Characiformes; Acestrorhamphidae. The record is from RefSeq and is a predicted model, not a curated record. Gene Ontology annotation, molecular function: extracellular matrix structural constituent. The transcript is spliced from 68 exons.
GGUGGAUAGCUAGAUAGAUAGCUGGAUUUUACUAGUUUAAUGUGAUUUAGAACACUUUAAAAUAAGAAAAAUAAUAAAAUGAAAAAUUAUUAUUAGUAUAAUUAUUAGUUUAAUAAUAAUAAUAAUAAUAAUAAUAAUAAUAAUAAUAAUUAUUAUUAUUAUUAUUAUUAUUAUUAUUAUUAUGAGCAGCAGUAGUUGUAGUGGUAGUGUUGGUUUGGAAAAGCCGUGCACACUCUUUGAGCACACUGAUUGGCUGCUGCCCCUAAAGUGGGCGUGGCUCUGCAGGACCGAUAGAAGCGAAGUCAAACUUGCCAAGUCAAACUUCCACAGCUGAAGCGCAGAGCAAGCAGAGAUAGAGACCCCCAGCCUCCUGCUGCUGCAGACCCCCUGCCCCCUGCCCCUGAACUGAGAGGAGAGCUGGAGUAGCCUGGUCUUUAGUCUGGAGUGAAUCGUACUGCUGUUCUAUAUGUUUUAUGUAUAGAAGUGAGGUUUGUAGGGUUGCCAGGUUGAGGAUGGAUGUAGUGUGGAGUUUAAACACUGUUCUGAGGGUAUCUCUGACUCUGCACGCGCUGCUGAGUCUCUGCUGUGAUGCUGCUCUGCUGGACUGGACUGAGGAGGGGUCUGGACCUCCAGAUCUUCCAGAUCUUCCGGACUCAGAGAAUGUGGAUCUACAUCUGAAUCCAUUUACCCAGAAGGUGGAUCUACUGAAGUACGUGUCCAGCCUGGUGCCGCACAGUAAGAACUCGUCUCUGUAUGAGGAUGAUGAUGGAUGUGCAGUGCUGAACGUUGGACUCUACUCAAUCCUGACCCUCCCUACACAACAAGCCUUUGGUCCAAGCUUUUCAGAUGAGUUCAGUGUUCUUCUUCAGCUGCGGAGCUCUCAGGAGGAGGAUCGUAGCAUCCUGACCAUUCUAGACUUCUACAAUCAGGUGAUGCUCCAGAUACGACUCAGUCCGUCCAGCUUCACUUUCAUCAUCGCCCAGCAGAGGGAUUAUGAGUUUGUGGUACCCGGCCUCUCUGAUUCACAGUGGCACUGGCUCUCAGUGGGGGUCUCUUUUGAGUAUCUGGUGGUGUACGUGGACUGUGUGCUGGUGGAGAAAGUCAGAUGGAUGUACCCCUACAUGGGCAUCACCACCGAAGGUCUGCUGAUGGUCGGGGGCAUUGCAGAGGGGUUUGAGACACCUUUUGAGGGAGAGCUGAGGCAGAUGAUGUUUCUGAUGGGGGAUGGAAGAGCUGCCAGCCAUCACUGCAGCCUCUACAGGCCUGUGUGUGAACCUUCAGUCCCAGAAUCCCAUUCUCCUGAAACUCAGCACAGCACUCAGACACCUUCAACACUGUCCUCAACCAGCCUCUGGAGCAACAAGGAACCUUUAUUUCCCCCAGAGUCCUCCACUGACCCAGGGGACCAUGGCAUCGGGGAAACUCCAAUCCAGCUCGGGCCUGAAGAUUGGGAAGCAGAUGUGCUGGAUCUUCUGGUUCCCGAAAAAGACACUUCCUCCCGCUCCCAGAGAGGAGACUUUAAUGGCUUUCGUGUGGUGGAGGAACGUGACCGGCUCAAAUCCCCUCACAUCACCUCACACGACAGGAUUAAGGAGAGCACUGACAAAAAGGCCCAGUCCACCUCGGCGAAAUCCACGGCGGAGAACUCGCCCUCGCCCUCGCUGAAAAGAAAAGCACACUUGGUUGAUGGUCUGUUGGAUGUUAUUCCUGCUAAGCCCUCGAGGGACAUCAUUGACCUGGAUUCUAAACCAGAUACAAGGCGUGAAAUGGAGAAGCUCAGUGAUUUGAACUUGACGGAGGAGAACCUGUUACCGUCUGUGAGGGCGAACAGCAGUCCCCCGUCACUUACAUCACUUACGCAGAAAAGCACGGAAAAGCCUGCGGAGAGCAGAGCGGCCGGCUCAGUGCACCCGGGCUCACAGAGGAGUUCAUAUAAACACGGUGAUGUAAUCUCAGCCUCUGACGGGAGGAGAUACAGACUGCUUAAAGGGCCUCAAGGGCCGGUCGGGCCUCCGGGGAAAAGAGGCUGUGCCGGGAACAGAGGACAUGUUGGAUUUAAGGGCGACAAGGGUUCUCAAGGUGAAAGAGGUCGAGAUGGGCCCACAGGAGAUCCAGGGCCUCCAGGACCACCAGGAUUACCUACAUUCUACCUGUGGAGAAACACUUUGGAGGAAUGGGCUGCAUUCAGGAGAACAGCGUAUUACCACUUGCUGGCAGCAGCCUGGCCUAGAGACAUGGGGCCUCCUGGAGCAAUAGGGGAGAUGGGGAGACCAGGACCACCUGGGAUUCCUGGAGACCCAGGAGAGAUGGGACGUCCAGGACGGCAAGGGGACAUGGGUGACAUGGGACCAAAGGGGGUGCGUGGUCGAGCAGGGCGAGCAGGAAGAGAUGGAGAGAACGGGGUAAAUGGAGAACCUGGGCUUCCAGGAAUACCUGGCCUACAGGGUCCUCGUGGUUAUAAAGGAGAAACAGUGCCCCCUGGAGACAAAGGAGAUCAGGGGUUUCCUGGAGCUCCCGGACCCAGUGGAGACAGAGGAGAGCCUGGACAGAAGGGCUCGAAGGGAGAAGAUGGCUUCAGUGGACCUGUUGGUCCUCCAGGCCCUAUUGGUGUAAGAGGAGCUGAGGGGAAUCCUGGACCACCAGGACCUGAGGGAGAUCCGGGGCGUGACGGGAAACGUGGUCCUCCAGGAGAAGUAGGAGCUCCUGGUGCUACAGGGAUGGUCGGGGCUCAGGGGGUUAAUGGCUCGGAUGGGGAUGUAGGACCUGUUGGCGCAGUGGGAAGAAAAGGUCCUCAGGGUUCUGCUGGUGUGGCGGGGGCUAGGGGCCAGCCUGGGCUACCAGGUCCACAGGGACUUCCAGGAAACGAUGGUCCACAGGGUCUCAAAGGGGACACAGGAAAAGAGGGUCCUAUGGGUAAUAGAGGACUGCAAGGCAUUGAAGGGCCGAUGGGAAUAAUUGGAGAUCUGGGUCCAAAAGGCCUUUCAGGAAACACUGGCAGCAGGGGUCUGGACGGAGAGCGAGGGGACCCAGGACCCAAAGGACAAAGAGGUCCACCUGGAGCACCUGGGAUUGUGGGUCCUCAGGGAGAGGGAGGUCCUUCUGGCCUUGUUGGCUUACCUGGGGUUAGAGGGCAGGCAGGUCCUCCGGGUAUCCAGGGUGAAGACGGUGAAGUGGGCCUCCAGGGAAUGAUUGGAAAGGAAGGUCAAAAGGGAAGCAGAGGAGUCCCCGGACACAACGGAAAGACCGGACCCAAAGGCCAACGAGGCCGAGCAGGUCAGCACGGACCUCCUGGUAUUCAUGGACUGCUGGGUUUGAGAGGCCCACCAGGAGAAGAGGGAGCAGAAGGAAAGCCUGGUACACAGGGUGCUCCCGGCUCUGUUGGAAGCCCAGGAGAUAAAGGGACAAAUGGUUUCAGGGGAUUAGCAGGAGAGCCAGGACGAGCGGGACCCCCUGGAUCAGCGGGUCUACCUGGGCGACCUGGUCACGAUGGCAGCCCUGGAUCUCCAGGAAACAAAGGUUUAGCAGGAAAGCCAGGCCUGGGGGGUCCGCAGGGACCUGUGGGCAUGUAUGGUUACCCAGGGGCUAGAGGUCUGCAGGGAAGGCCUGGCCAUAUAGGAGAGAGGGGGGAACCCGGUGUAAGAGGACCCAUUGGAAAGCGUGGAGAGGCGGGACCACCUGGUCUGACAGGACCCGCGGGUGAGAGAGGACCACCGGGACCUCAGGGUCGUCAAGGAGAGAUGGGAGCAGUUGGCAUAAAAGGACCACCUGGUAUACCAGGACCGCCAGGUAUGGUUGGAAUACCUGGAAAGCUGGGACCCCCUGGAAGUCCAGGACCUCAGGGGUCUCGUGGCAAAGAUGGGCCUACUGGAUUGCCAGGCUCGCGAGGAGCUGAUGGAGCAGUUGGUGUGCCUGGGGAAAAAGGAGAUCAGGGAGCUCCAGGACCAGGUGGUGACCUUGGUUCUCCUGGAUUGGAUGGACAGCAGGGUUAUCCUGGUCGAUCUGGGUUAGAAGGACCGCCAGGGAGAAAAGGGGACCAUGGUUCAGCAGGACCACAUGGAAAACCUGGAUUGACUGGACCUCCAGGAGAACCAGGGCACCAAGGCUCUCCAGGGAUGCAAGGAGAGCCAGGACCAAGGGGCAAAGAGGGAGCUCUGGGUCUUAUGGGUAGUUCUGGAGAUCCAGGUCCCAGAGGUCAGAAGGGUGACGUUGGCCUGCAAGGUGUCACUGGACGAUUAGGGCCCCCAGGAGUGUUUGGGAACCGUGGAGACAAAGGGGUCAAAGGGGAUAAGGGCUUCGUCGGGCUGCUUGGUCAGAACGGACUAAUGGGGAAGAUUGGACCACCAGGAUUGAUGGGCCUACAGGGUUUGAUGGGCCCACGUGGAGGACCUGGGGCAGAUGGACAAACAGGGCCAAAGGGGGAUUCUGGUGUUACUGGACUAACAGGCUUAUCUGGAGAACUAGGCGACCAGGGUACAGUCGGACAAAGAGGAGUAAAGGGCGAGGUGGGCAAACCUGGACCCCAGGGAUCCGUUGGCCCUAGGGGCCCUGAAGGCUUGCUGGGCCAUAAAGGCUUACCUGGAACAGAGGGACGGAAAGGUGACCCUGGAAAGCCAGGGCCUCCAGGAGAGCUGGGACCAGAGGGCUUUCCAGGAAUCAAAGGCCCUCCAGGACUUCCAGGAUUAGAGGGCCUUCAAGGAGAGCUGGGACCUGAUGGACCUGUUGGUUCUCCAGGACCACAGGGUCCAAAGGGCAGAUCUGGUUCUGAGGGAAGAGAGGGCCAGAAAGGUCAGAAGGGAAAAGAUGGCCGAGAUGGGCAGCCUGGAAUGACUGGGAAUGCUGGGCGAAGGGGUAAAAAAGGCAAAGCUGGACAGAGAGGUCUGAGAGGGGCCAAAGGACAGAAGGGUCAUCUAGGACCUGUUGGACUGACUGGACCACCAGGAAGACAAGGCUCAUAUGGUUUUCCAGGCAUUUUGGGCGAUAAAGGAAAUAAAGGUGAACAAGGGCCACAGGGAGAGAAAGGUGACAUGGGGCCACCGGGUCCUCCAGGGAUUGAUGGCAUGAAGGGGGAUCAAGGCCUUGGUGGUCAGCCAGGCAAACGUGGCACAAAAGGAGAGCAGGGUGAUAUCGGGCCGACAGGGCCGAGAGGGAGACCAGGUCUGCCGGGCAUGCCUGGGUUAUUCGGAGAAAAGGGCUUAAAAGGGUAUCCAGGCCUUACUGGAUCUGCAGGGCUGAGAGGACUUCCUGGCCCAGCAGGUCCUCCAGGGCCUCCAGGGUUGUCUCUAAACCUCACACUGACUCAACUAAAGGAUCUCAUGUAUCAGUCAGACAAGCCCAACUAUCCUCUCAUCAGAACUCUGCUGGACUCCCUUCAGCAGGACCUGCGACUCUUCAUAGAUCCACCAGAUGGCACAAAAGAACAUCCAGCCACAACCUGCCUGGAGCUCAUGAUGUGCCAUCCCAACUACACUGACGGAAUGUACUACAUUGAUCCAAACCAAGGCAAUCCUGCAGAUGCUCUUCUAGUCUACUGCAGCUUCAGCUCAGGUGGGCGGACAUGCCUGUCUCCACUCAAACCACAGGUACCAAAGAAAGCCUGGCUGAAGGAUUCUGAGGCAGACUCUUUUACCUGGCUCAGUACCAUGGAAGGAGGCUUUCAGUUGAAUUAUACAGAUAUCGGUGUGGUCCAGACGAGGUUUCUGCAGCUGAACAGCAGGCUGGUCACGCAGAACAUUACGUUCUCCUGCCAGAGCAUGAGCAGGCAGGGCUCGAGCGAGAGAGAAAUCAGGUUCCUCGCAGAUUCCCGCAGACAGAGCUUCAUGGGGACGUUACGCGAUUGUGUGCCGCUGGAGGAGCUGGAUACGGGGCCUCAGGAGUCGGUGUUCCAGUUUGAAACCGAAGACUUGGGCCUUCUGCCAAUCAGAGACUUGGCUUUGUUCGGCCACAGUGACCUCACCCAAGACUUUGGAUUUACUAUUGGACCUGUGUGCUUCAGCUAGAAGCACUACAACAACUCUGCAACCACCCUCCAAACACACACACACACACACACACACACACACACACACACACACACACACACACACACACACACACACACUCACACACUCCCUACAGACUGCUGACUGCGGAGAUGCUGUUAAUUGGUCCCUUGUUAAGCGCAGCAGGAUUUGCAGGCAGAAGGAGUGAGGCCGUUCUUCAAGAUCUACACAUAACAAGCAUUGUUUUUUCCCUCUCAAGAAGAGAAAGAAGAAUGAAGCAGCUCAAAAGUUAAACAUUUAUCAGAUAUACGGUUGCAAAAAUAGUUGCACACAGAAGGGAUAAAAGGUACAAACAACAAAUGAUUUUAAAAAUGAAAGAAAUAAGGGAAAUCAGAUAUACAGGAAACUCUUGGGCAUACUGUAUUUAUUGAGUUUCACAUACAGAAGUAGUGUAUAAUGCAACAUCAAGUAGUUGUAGAGGUUCCUAAUGGUGUACUGUGAUAAUCCAUUCUGUGUAGCUUGAAUAUUCACACAGUAGAAGUGUUGAUAUUGUUUCUAAAAGCAUCCCACACCUAUUUUUUACCCAAUUACCCAACCCACUCUUUAGGACUCCCCCUAUCACUAGAACACCCCAACACCAGAAGGGUGAAGACUAGCACAUGCCUCCUCCGACACGUGAAGUCAGCCACCGCCUCUUUUUGAACUGCUGUUGAUGCAGCACUGCCGAGUAGCAUCACAGCGUGCUCGGAGGAAAGCGCAGCGACUCGGUUCUGAUACAUCAGCUCACAGACGCAGCCUUGUGCUGAUCUACAUCACCCUUUGGAGUGAUGAGGGGGAAAGAGCAGCAUCUACCCACCUGGAUAGCAGAGAGAGCAAGACCAUUUGUGCUCUCUCAGGGCUCUGGCAGCUGAUGGCAAGCUGCAUGACCGGGAUUUGAAUCAUCAAUCUCCCGAUCAUUGUGCCAGCAUUUAGCCAGCUGGACCACUCAGAGCCUACAUGGGUUCAUUUCUGUUGAUUGGUUCCUUUUGGGUACAGCUAUUUUUUCGGAUGGUGAGUGUAUGUAAUUAUGUAAUUAAAAUCUCGCAAUCCCCCCCAAGAGUUGGAUUAAGACAUAGUUUAUUGACUUGUUGCUCAUUGGCAAUGAUACUUCACUGCACACAUUCCUGAAAGGAACAGUUUUGAAUUGUAUAUUGUUUACAAUGCUUUUAUUUUGAAUUUGAUUGAUGCUUGUUGGAUUUAUUAUUUAUAUAUGUAUAUUAUUGUUGCAGUGGUGCAUGCUGCCAUCCAGGUUUCUUCUAAAGCUGUUAGUAAUGCUGUACAGACACUCAAAGGUUUGCUCAAAGAUGCACUCUUUUUUCAGGUUAUCAUAUAAGUUAUGACCAAACGCACUGUGAUCUCAAUGGCGUCCUCAUCCGAGAUGGGUUUUAAACAGAAAAGUCUGAAAAGGAAGAUACAGCUAAAGAUUGUCAGAUAAAAGAUUAUCAGAUCAGUGGAUGGAUAAAACUGUACAGUACAUUUUCUAAAAAAAAAAAAUCAAAUGCAAUAUAUAAUAUAGCUAGUCCUAUGCAAAGUUUGGCCAUUAUGGGCCAAAUGACAUUUGGUAUUUAUUUCAAUUGAAAUGGAAAAGAUAUAUCUUGGAUAGUAAACGUAAUCAAAUAUGCAUUCAGCAGAUCCUAAUGCAAAGUUACUCUUUUUUUUUCCAUAAAAUAUAUGUAUAUUUAAAAUCUAAAUAAUCAGUGUGGCCUGUGAACAUUUGAGUACUAGGGCCCUACCUUACACCCUGCACAAGAUGCGUCAUGAUGCUCAUUGCUAUAUGCAAAACUUUUGUUAUAAUGCAACAUCAAGUACUUGUAGAGGUUCCUAAUGGUGUACUGCGAUAAUCUAUUCUGUGCAGCUUGAAUAUUCAUACAGUAGGAAUGUUGAUACUGCGUCCAAUAGCAUCCCACACUUUUUUGUAACUUAUUUCUAAUUUUAUUCAAUUUUCUCCACAAUUACCCAACCCACUUACUAGGGCCCACCUCCUCCCCCUCCCCAUCACUCAUAAUGUCAACACUUGGAGGGUGAAGACUAGCACACGCCUUCUCCUCUAAUACAUGUAAAGCCAGCCACCACCUCGUUUAUAACUGCACCCAGAAAGAGCAAAGCCAGGUGUGCUCUCUCUGACUCCAGCUGCUGAUGCCAAACAGCAUGACCUGGGAUUUAAACCGGCAAUCUUCGAAGAGUGCAAAGAUGCACUCUUAUUUCAGGUCAAAAAUCGAAAUAAUCAGCGUGGCCUGAUCUCUGUAAUGUUGUUUAACUGAGACUUUGUCACAAAAAGGUCAACUUUCAAAUUUUGCUGCAGAACAUCCAGAUAGAUUUUUGCCUUUACCAAGUCCUGCUCAAACAUUUACUCAGGUCACAUUGAUUAUUUCUAAACGUCAUUGUGGCAAAAACGUGUCUAAACUUUUGCAUAUGAAAGAGUAUUUUUCUGGUUUAUUCUAUAAUAAGCUACAAAAAAAGAUUACAUAUAUUCACUCAUAAGCAACUACACUGUUCAGUAAAUAGAUAACGGAUUACAGAUGAUGAUGUUGCACAGCUGGCUGACACAGAUGCUGCUGUUUGAAGCUGCGCUUUUUGUUCAGGUCAUUUUAAUUGUUUUUUUAUUUUAAUUUUCUUGUCCAGAUCUGUAUGAAGAUUUGUGUUUAAAGUUCAUAAUGUUUGAGAUGUGUUAAUUUAUAUGCUGGUCAUUGAGUUAAGGACAUUAUGACAAGAUGUAUUAUACAGUAUAACUAUCCAAUAUUUUCUUGAUGCAAUAAAAUGUUCUGUCAGUGA